AUGAACCUCAUGGAUCGGACGUCCAGCACCAUCUAUGUUAGCAACAUCCGCCACACUACACCAGUCUCAUCGAUAUCGAUGAUCUUUUCAAAGUUUGGACCUCUUGAACGAUGCGAAAUUCCAGAGAACAAGUUUGGAAAGACCCGAGGCUUUGCUUUCAUAGAGUUUGAGAACAAGUCUCAUGCCUACACGGCAAUGGAUGAGCUAUCGAAGCAAGAUAUCAUUCUGGAUGGCCGAGUAUUGAAGCUUGAAUGGGCAAGAGCCACCAAACUAUAUAAAGAGGACAUCCAGAGCCUGAGCAAUGAAUCAAAGGAGAAGAUCAUGGGUAACUUUUCGAGAGUUCACCAAUUUGAUUCCAAAUAUUCAAAGACUAAGCAACCGCGAAAGGGAGUCGCCACUAUGACGAACCCUAUACCCUCGACAACGACAAUGACGACGAUCAGCAACACCGCUGCUGUUCCAAAACGAACAAUGACGACGAACGGCUACAACGGAGCCAGCCUGAAUGGCUACGACAGCUCGCAGAUGGUUGGCAUAAAACCCAAACCAUUCGGCAGCCAACACACUCUUAUCAAGGACCCGAUGGAUUAUCCGAACGGCGGUACAGUCAAUCCAUCGGCCUUUGGCAUUCCCCCGCAUCACCACCAUCUUCAUCAGCAUCCCGGUCAGCUGGCGUCGCUCAACAACGCGUUCGCCAAGAAGAAUGUAAAUUUAAUUGUAAAUGGACAACCUUUCGAGAACAAGCUCAUGGUCAAUGGCAAUGGACAACCAAUGAUGGUUCCAACCAGCGCGCCGCACAGCAGCUCGAGCAGCAACUACAUCGGUAGUGGCAAUCUCAACAACUCAUCGACAAACUCACCUGCUGCCUCUUCUUCCUCCACCGUCAUCAGCGGCGCUGGCGUCGUGGGCAUGAAGAACUACACCGAACUACCACCACAUGGCAGCCUCAUCAACAGCAGCAGUAGCAGCAGCAUCAGUAGCACCGGCAGCAACAGCAGCGUCAACAGCAACUCCAGCAGCACAAGCCUCUCGCCAAACAACUCUGCCGCCUCUGGUGCCGCCGCUGCCGCAUCAACCAACACGACCAUUCACAGCAACAGCAGCAGCACGAACUCUUCACCCAACAGCAGCAACAACACCACCUCUGUACAUGACAACGACAACGCCAACAGCAUCUUCACAUCCUAUUUCGGAUCGAACGGCAACAACAACUUUGAUUUCAAUCUCCAAACCACACUCAGCAGCAUAGCUAGUCUAGACUUUCGCGCCAACGAGGUCAGUCUGACCAAGCCUUACAACCUGCAUUCGACUGCAACCAACUUCCCCGCCGCACCCACCACUUCGACGACCAACAGCAGCUUGUCGUCGUCGACGCCAGCCGCACCGACCGCCGCCACAUCGAACAACAUCCCAAUCCCAGCACCCACAUCGACGAACAACAACAACAACAACACGAACAAUCACAAUCACAACAACAACCAUCACCACAACAACAACAUCGGUUCAACAUACAACAAUGUUGAACAUGGAGCGCACUUCAACAACAACAACCAUCAUCAUCACUACCAACAAUCCAACCCUAUGAGCUACCGCAUGAGCCAGGACCCUGUAUAUGUCAACAACCCGCCAAACAACUUCAACAACUACAACAACUAUUCGAAUGUCAACCUCCCCUCCAACUAUGGAGGCUUCACUUAUUUCAAUUCCUCCUUCUAA
Molecule: messenger RNA, 1716 nt
Organism: Acytostelium subglobosum LB1
Lineage: Eukaryota; Evosea; Eumycetozoa; Acytosteliales; Acytosteliaceae
Exons: 4
Coding region: 1-1716 (571 amino acids)
Molecular function (GO): RNA binding
Source: RefSeq, a predicted model, not a curated record